GAUGGCGGGCAAGCUCUGCCGUGCCGCUCCCUCCACAAUGCAAGAGCUCGGGCGAGAGUUACGUGGCGGCGUGUUGGUCGCGAGUUGAGGCACCGUGGUCCGCGACGUUCCUCAGUGGCUCUCAACUACCGUACAACCUGAGGCUGUUUCUGACGCCACUCUCCGCGGGGUCGUUUGUAGUGUUGGUUGCGCUCGAUUUCCCUCGAGCUUCACUGCAAGCGCGUGUG
Messenger RNA from Closterium sp. Naga37s-1, 227 nucleotides. NCBI's taxonomy places the organism in Eukaryota, Viridiplantae, Streptophyta, Zygnematophyceae, Desmidiales, Closteriaceae. The record is from the annotation of a GenBank genome assembly.